AUGGAGGGCGACGGGGUGCCGUGGGGGAGCGAGCCCGUCUCGGGUCCCAGCCCGGGCGGCGGCGGAAUGAUCCGCGAGCUGUGCCGGGGCUUCGGCCGCUACCGCCGCUACCUGGGACGUCUGCGGCAGAACCUGCGCGAAACCCAGAAGUUCUUCCGCGACAUCAAGUGCUCCCACAGCCACAGUUGUCCCUCCUCCCCCACGGGCGGCGGCGGCGGGGCCGAGCGCGGCCCUGCCGGCGACGUCGCCGAGCCCGGGCUGCAGGCGGGCCAGCUGAGCUGCAUCGCCUUCCCACCUAAGGAAGAGAAGUACCUCCAGCAGGUUGUGGACUGCCUUCCCUGCAUCUUGAUCCUCGGCCAGGACUGCAAUGUCAAGUGCCAGCUGCUGAACCUGCUGUUGGGGGUGCACGUGCUUCCCACCGCCAGGCCGGCCAGGGAGGAGAGCUGUAGGCUCCGGCGUCUCCGCUUCACCUAUGGGACUCAGACGCGGGUCGGCCUGGCGCUCCCCGGCCAGUACGAGCUGGUGCACACGCUGGUUGCUCACCAGGGCAACUGGGAGACCAUCCCUGAGGAGGACCUGGAGGUCCAAGAGGACGGGGAGGACGCCGCCCCUGUUUUAGCUGAACUGGAGGUCACGAUGCACCACGCGCUGUUACAGGACGUGGACAUCGUGGUUGCACCGUGCCAAGGCCUCCGGCCUGCAGUAGAUGUUCUGGGUGACUUGGUGAACGAUUUCUUGCCUGUGAUAACCUAUGCACUCCACAAGGACGAACUGUCUGAGAGGGACGAGCAAGAGCUUCAGGAAAUCCGGAAGUAUUUCUCCUUUCCCGUAUUCUUUUUCAAAGUGCCGAAGCUGGGCUCAGAAAUCAUUGCCUCACCUACCAGAAGACUAGAGAAUGAAAGAUCAGCCCUCCAUCACCAGCUUGUGGACCUGGGCUAUCUGAGCAGCAGUCACUGGAACUGUGGGACCUCCGGCCAAGACACUAAAGCUCAGAGCAUGUUGGUGGAGCAAAGUGAGAAACUGAGGCACUUGAGCACGUUUUCUCACCAGGUGCUACAGACCCGCCUGGUGGACACAGCCAAGGCCCUGAACCGGGUGCACUGCCACUGCCUCGACAUCUUUAUCAACCAGGCCUUUGACAUGCAGCGGGACCUGCAGAUCACUCCCAAACGUCUAGAAUACACUCGGAAAAAGGAAAAUGAGUUGUACGAGUCAUUGAUGAAUAUUGCCAACCGGAAGCAGGAGGAAAUGAAGGACAUGAUUGUUGAGACGCUUAACACCAUGAAGGAGGAACUUCUGGAGGAUGCUGCCAACAUGGAAUUUAAAGAUGUCAUCGUCCCAGAGAACGGAGAGGCAGUGGGCACCCGAGAAAUCAAAUGCUGCAUCCGGCAGAUCCAGGAGCUCAUCAUCUCCCGGCUCAAUCAGGCGGUGGCCAACAAGCUCAUCAGCUCGGUGGACUACCUGCGCGAGAGCUUCGUCGGGACCCUGGAACGCUGUCUGCAGAGCCUGGAGAAGUCCCAGGAUGUCUCGGUUCACAUCACCAGUAAUUAUCUCAAACAGAUCUUAAAUGCUGCCUAUCACGUUGAAGUUACAUUUCACUCCGGGUCUUCGGUCACAAGGAUGCUGUGGGAGCAAAUCAAACAGAUCAUCCAGCGCCUCACAUGGGUGAGCCCGCCUGCCAUCACGCUGGAGUGGAAGAGGAAGGUGGCCCAGGAAGCCAUCGAGAGCCUCAGUGCCUCCAAGCUGGCCAAGAGCAUCUGCAGCCAGUUCCGGACCCGGCUCAAUAGUUCUCACGAGGCUUUUGCAGCCUCCUUGCGGCAGCUAGAAGCUGGCCAUUCAGGCCGGUUGGAAAAAACAGAAGAUCUGUGGUUGAAGGUUCGGAAGGAUCACGCCCCACGCCUGGCCCGCCUUUCUCUGGAAAGCCGUUCUUUACAGGACGUCUUGCUGCAUCGUAAACCUAAACUGGGACAGGAGCUAGGCCGGGGCCAGUAUGGUGUUGUGUACCUGUGUGACAACUGGGGAGGGCACUUCCCUUGUGCUCUCAAGUCGGUCGUCCCUCCGGAUGAGAAGCACUGGAAUGACCUGGCUUUGGAGUUUCACUACAUGAGGUCUCUGCCGAAGCAUGAGCGCUUGGUGGAUCUGCACGGCUCGGUCAUCGACUACAGCUACGGCGGGGGCUCCAGCAUCGCCGUGCUGCUCAUCAUGGAGCGGCUGCACCGGGACCUCUACACUGGGCUGAAGGCUGGGCUGACGCUGGAGACGCGUCUGCAGAUAGCACUUGAUGUGGUGGAAGGGGUCCGCUUCCUGCACAGCCAGGGACUUGUGCACCGUGAUAUCAAGCUCAAAAAUGUCCUGCUGGACAAGCAGAACCGUGCAAAGAUCACUGACUUAGGAUUCUGCAAACCAGAGGCCAUGAUGUCAGGCAGCAUUGUGGGGACGCCGAUCCAUAUGGCCCCUGAACUUUUCACAGGGAAGUACGAUAACUCUGUUGAUGUCUACGCCUUUGGCAUUCUCUUCUGGUAUAUCUGCUCGGGCUCUGUCAAGCUCCCUGAAGCAUUUGAGAGGUGUGCCAGCAAAGACCAUCUCUGGAACAAUGUGCGGAGAGGGGCCCGACCAGAGCGUCUGCCCGUGUUUGACGAGGAGUGCUGGCAGCUGAUGGAGGCCUGCUGGGACGGGGACCCCUCUCAGAGGCCUCUCUUGGGCAUCGUCCAACCCAUGCUCCAGGGUAUCAUGGACCGGCUGUGCAAGUCGAGUUCUGAGCGGCCGAGCAGGGGACUCGACGAUUCGACUUGAAAGCCAAGAACUUUCUCCUCUACUCUCUGUUUCUUUCCUUCCCCUCACCUUUCGGCCAUGGGAAGAAUGUGACAUUUAUUCAGAGAGCUCCCGAGAGAACUGAUGCUUGCUGGGCAGCUUGAGACCUUCCCAGGCAGAGAGGCCUCCCGGACCGUGAACAGCUGGCUGCGUGCUGGGGCACGUGCAGCAGCUCGCUGAUGCCCCAAGCCAUGCUCUCGGCGGAAGACUGUCCAGGACACGGAAACGCCGAAGGAUACAACGUUCCAGCCUCAGAACUGAAAAGGAGGCAAAUGUACCAACUGUCUGUUCCCCGUAUGUUGCUAAGACAGGCAGGGCACUGCAGUGGCAAUAGUAUUCAAAGCUAUAAUUUCAUAAUUUUGGCUCCGGCUAGGAAUAGUUUGGUUCUGUCCAGUCAUCAGGACCCUUAGAAAAUUUGAACUUCCUUCUGGGAUUGUGAGAACAUAGGAGCUAAACUGUAACUUCUGGCUCCCUGCAACCAGAUCUCAGGUGGCCACAGCCAGAGGCCUCCACAAGGGAGCUAGAAACAGAGCUGUCUGUUCCUUACAGUGGCGGCGUGUUUACCUUUAUAGGACUGAAUAGCCCUGACUUUGGGGGUGGGUGUCACGGUCACAUCACCAAGAGGCCACAGAAAAAAAAAAUGUUGGGCACACAUUUGUGUGUAUGUAUAUAUAUAUAUAUACACAUAUGUGUGUGUGAUUAGAUUUUGAGUUACUGCUAAUCCCAGGACAGAAUCUUCUUCCCUUUGAUCUUUUUUCCUCCCUCUUUUUGGUCUCAAGAUGGGGAAAACUCCAGUGAACUUGGUAUCUGGGCAUGAUUGUCUGAGCAGAACUGACAGGUGGGGAGUAACUGGGGAGACCCGAGACGUGGGUGGUGAUCUGGAGGCCGUGGGUUUCCCUGCAAGCCCAUUGGAAGGAUACCAGGAGAAUCAAAAAUUCCCAUUUUUGUGUUUGAAUCUAACACACUGAUGUUUUUAAACUCUUCCAUGAGCAUUUUAACCGAGAUUUCUUUUGCAAACCUGUCCCUUCUUUUUACUUUGACUAUAACGUAAGAGGGGAAGCACCAGAUGAAGAGAACUUUUUUGUAGCUGUGUGUGCCCCUUGCCCCCGUGUGCUCGCGUCUGGGACGGUUCCCCUCCCCUGCGGCUGGGAGCUGUGCUGGCUUCCAGGAAGCCAGAUUUUCGGAGCGUGUGUUGGGAAGUGUGCCUAAGAAGAGAAAUUCUGAAGGGGAGCAAUUUAUACGUUGAUGCAUCUCAGACCUUGACUUAAGGCCUCCCUCCACCGAGACGGUCCAUUCGAUUUAGAGCACCAGGUGGGUGAAGGAAGACAGCAGAGGGAGGUGAGGAACCUCCGUCCAUCUGCUGAUCUCCGGGCCCGGCGCUCUCUCCCCUGUGCCUGGCCCCCAAGGCUGUGAACCAGGUCCCUGAGUACGUGUAUAAGGAAAUGGCAAAUUUGCUGCUAGAAGCCUGUCUGGUCGUUUCUGAGAGAAUGGCCAUCUCUUAAGCAUUAACAGAGUGUAAAUGGCAUCUACCAGAAAGUUUUCCUGUAACUCUUCAAGUUCAGUUUUCACUCUUUGGCUCUGCUGGGCUCUGAGUAUGAUGCCCUUGAGCGUAGCAAGCUCCAAGCACUCGGGGUCGGUCAGAAACUCCGUAUAGUGCUAAGAACCUUUUCACUUGCAACGGUGAAGUGCCGACCCACUGUCUUUGGGGUCUGUAGCUCGAGCCUUGUUCUGGUGGAAUGUCCAGUAGACCUGUUAGAAUUAACACCCAUUUAUAGCUUUACUUCUUCAAGUCACUCUGUUCUUGUCUGCAUUAACUCGUUUGUCCUCCUGGGGACGAUGAUGGGGCUUCCAGGAAGCCAGAUUGUCAAGUUUAAAAAGGAGAGGUGCGUAGCGUCUCCCUGCCGAAAGAGCAGUCUAAGUGUUUUGUAUGACAUUUCGGGAAAGGUCUUCUCUAGUUCCCUUUCCCAGAAUCCUCCUUUACUCCAGCUCAAAUCAGGAGUCUGUGCUUUCCUUGGGGAAGCCACAUUCCUAACAUUCUUCCAAAGUCUUAGUUCCUACUCCCCAUUCACUGCAGGGGCUGGUGCUGGGGCAGGUGUGUGUGUGGGGGGGCUUCUUCUACCCAGCGUCCCUUUUCAGUUUGUCCCCUCCCUGCAGCUUAGUCUGCUCUCAGACACUGGUCUCCUAGCAGAUUCCCACAUUUUUUGCCUGAGUGAGGAGGGCGGACAGGAGGGACCAAUGCUAAGUAAGACAGUAAUUGUGUUAACAAUUCAAUACAAAAAAAGUAUUUUGAGAAAAAAUGCAAGAUAUUCCUGAAGAUCUCCAGGCCAGCCAAAGUCCACAUAGAGAUAUUAGGAGGUUGUUAUUUGAACACUCAGCGGGCUGAGUGCGGGAAUACAGACCUAUAACACAUGCAUACUUUGCUUUUGUUUUAUAACGUCAGCAGAUUUGGGAUUCUUUGUCCCUUGGCACCCAUUAUUGUUAAAGUGAUGGAAUGCCAUGAAAUGUACUGUACUGUAUAUUACUUGGGAAGACACUAGGUAUUCAAAGGAGUCUGGGGGCACUUGGGCUGUAGCGGGCUCAAGAAUACCAAAGUCCUCAAGAUUUUAGCCCCCAGCCUUGGUUGCAUGUGCUCCCAAGGGGUGAGGUGAGAUGGGGGCUGGGGGCAGGGGAAGGGUGGGGCGGCUCACCCUCAUCGUGUUCUGUUCUCAUCGACUUCACUAGGGCGAUUUACCCCAGCCCGAAAAUGAUCACCUGGCCUUUUUCAGCAUGCUUGAAGUCCGGUCACUUACGUCGUUUCAGAACUGAGUGAGGGACCUUCUUGCAGAGCAAUCAAGAGGUGGCAGAGCCCGGGGCCCCUGCGUGGCCGACACUGUGCCUGGCGAGCGAGGUCAGUCUGGCAGGAGUUGGGGAAUGCUCGUUUGGCUGAGGUUUCCACAGGCAUGACCUAGUUCCUUGAUCCUCUGUAGACAGUGGCUCGUUGAUUGAGCAAGCCUUCUCCUCUAGGAAGGAGGGCUGUGCUGGUUUUUCCCAGACCAAAGAGAAUCACUUGUGACUCCAAUUUCAAGGGGACAGAGCCUAGGAAGCAGCUUCUCCUAAUUUUUAACACUAAAACUCAAGGGAACAGUGAAGGAAAAGACAUAUUACUGGCACGGAUGGAAAUAGGGGAACGGUAGAACCCGCCCCCAGCACCUGUCAGCUCUCCAGUGCAUUCUGACGCAUCUUUGUUGAGCUGCCAAAGUGGGGGUUGGAAGUUGUUUCCUAACGAGAGAAGGGGUUUGGGGUGGCAGGCUCCAAAGUGAUAACUGCACUGAACGACACUUUAUUUUUUUGGCUUAUUAUUUAGCACUGAAAAGCCAAGAGGGGUCGGUGAUUAUGGUAGCACUUGGAGGGCAGAGGUCCCCUGUGGCCUUGCUUUGGAGAGAAGGCAUGCUUGGUUUUCCAUCUGGCUAAUCAGGGAAUCCCCGAAGUCCGUACAGCUUCGGAGUGGGAUAAAGGGCCCUCGAGUCCUUCGCCAAAAGAGUAGUUGCUUUCUUUGAGUUUUCAAAGUUUGACUUCUGGAUUUGCUGGAUCAAAGAACCCACUUUUUCUCUAAAAGAAAAAAAAGUGGAUUUACCCUUCUAAAUAUGGGGGGAGCAGUUAGGGCUAGUGCUGUGUAAAACUGGGUGAGGAGGGGGUAACCUUCAGAAACUUGUACUGCAAACUCCUUUGGGGGUUGCGAGGAGCACUUCCGUUCUUAAAAGGGUUUUAUUUUUAACUUCAUCUGCUUUGUUAACAUCCAGUCCAGUUGAGAUGCCCGCGGAGACUAUGUGAAGACCUGGCGUGGGGGGAGGCCACCCGACUCAGAGGGUUGGGAAGGAAAUCGGUCUGGACAGCUUGUUGUCUUUAUUCUUAUGUAAUAUUUGUGUUUGUUUCAGAGGACUAAUGUCUAUUACAGUGUUAAUAAAAGUGUAACAUACUAAGUGUGUAGAAUAAAAGUGCAAUAACAAGAGGAAGUUACCUUGGCACAAACCUCAGUCCUUCACUCUCCCUUCCUGUGCUGUCUCUUGGCGUAAUAUGGCAAACAAGACCAUAUUGUGUUUUUUAAGAGACAUGACUCUGGGUUAAAUCUUCAUGUAGUGUCGUUUUGGAUGGUUGGGUUGGGUUUUAUAGUGUCCUGUCUCCUUGUGGGGAUACACAGAUGCCACAUGUGCUGUAGAAUAAAGGUCACAUUAACAUUUGA
Neogale vison (American mink) is the source of this 7030-nucleotide messenger RNA. It is a transcript of the gene DSTYK, whose product is annotated as dual serine/threonine and tyrosine protein kinase. The coding region runs from base 1 to 2793 and encodes 930 amino acids. The record is from RefSeq and is a predicted model, not a curated record. The transcript has 13 exons. Gene Ontology annotation, molecular function: protein kinase activity; ATP binding. Gene Ontology annotation, biological process: protein phosphorylation. Lineage: Eukaryota; Metazoa; Chordata; Mammalia; Carnivora; Mustelidae.